AUGGAAAAGAAUGACAAAGAAUGUUACUUCGCUAGGACCGGCGCCUGGCAGGACGUCAGUCAUUAUGUAAUUUCCAGUUUUUUUAAAUCCUGCGAAGACACCAACUGCAAUGAAUUUGCUGCGGGCGACUGUGCCCGGAGCGGACAGAGCACCUUUGCCGGUUCUUUCAGGAGCGGCAGCACCUGCUGCUCCAGGGCCGUGCCCACCUCGGGGCGCAUCGGUAUCCAGGCGCUGCGGGCCCCGCGUACCCCCAGCUCCCGCCCCACCUGUGCCCCGCCCGCCGCGGGCAGAUUUGGAGCGGGAACGUGGCGCCGGCCUCGGAGGCCUAAGGAGCCCCCGGGUAGAUGCCGAGCGGACCCCGCAGCCUCAGGGACGUGGGCCCGGCCCCGGCCCCGCAGCCGGGCGGGGUCCCAGCGCGCCGGGACGGAAAGAGCGGUCAUCCAGGGCCUCGCUGCCCCCUACUCCACACAGCAACCCGCCCUCAUCCCGCUGACUGCGGCUCACGGAGCCGAAGGCUGCGGGUCGGGCUCGGGUGGGCGGACCCGGAGAAAACUCGCAGGUCCCGGCGGGCGACGGGGCGGGACCAGAGGCGGGGAGAAGCCGCUACUGGCCCGGAAGCCACGCGCCGGAAGUGACGCGUCUGAAGUCCGCCGCGGCUCCUAG
Molecule: messenger RNA, 663 nt
Organism: Rangifer tarandus platyrhynchus (Svalbard reindeer)
Lineage: Eukaryota; Metazoa; Chordata; Mammalia; Artiodactyla; Cervidae
Source: the annotation of a GenBank genome assembly